AUGUUUGUUUAUAUUGGCUGUUCUUCGAGUUUCGAUCACCAAGUCGAACGUACCGGGGCGCGAGUUAGGUUAAUUUUGUAGAUUUUUUAAAUUUUCUAACUAGAAUUGCUAUCAUGAGUGAAAAUGUGUACAUAGUGGCUGCAGCCAGAACACCUAUUGGAAACUUCAAUGGCACGUUAUCGAAAUUAAAAGCAUCUGAUUUGGGAGGCAUUGUCAUCAAAGAUUUACUUAACCGUGCCAAUGUCGCGCCUAAUGACGUAAACGAGGUUAUAAUGGGCCAAGCUCUGACUGCCGGCCAAGGACAAAAUCCUGCAAGGCAAGCAUCUCUAUGUGCUGGUCUGCCUAUAGAAGUCCCCGCAUACAAUAUUAAUAUGUUAUGUGGUUCAGGUUUGAAAACAAUUGCAUUAGGCUACCAAUCUAUUCGCUGCGGUGACUCUUCGAUUGUUAUUUGCGGUGGUCAGGAAAAUAUGAGUUUGGCACCACAUGUAAUGCAUCUACGCCAAGGUGUGAAAAUGGGCCCUGCCACUAUGUUGGAUUCCAUGACACACGAUGGUCUUACCGAUGCUAUGGAAAAUAUACAUAUGGGUAUUACCGCAGAAAAUUUGGCUAAACAAUACAAUAUCAGCCGAGAGGAGCAAGACAAAUACGCAGUUCGAUCGCAGAAUUUAGCUGAAAAUGCUCAAAAGAGUGGCUUCUUUGACAAGGAAAUCACCCCCGUUGAAAUUACUGAACGCAAGGGCACAAUCACAUUUGACAAGGAUGAAUAUAUCAAGUGUGGUGCAAACAUAGAAGGGUUGCAAAAGUUAAAGCCUUGUUUCCUAAAGGAUGGUACAGUGACUCCUGGUAAUGCAUCGGGAAUCAAUGAUUCAGCUGCUGCGGUAUUACUGAUGUCGGAGCAAGAAAUUAAAAAACGUAAUGUAGUUCCUAUGGCAAAAAUCGUAGCAUGGGCUCAAACAGGUAUCGAACCAAAUGUAAUGGGUAUUGGACCUGUUACUGCUGUUAAUGCUGUGCUUGCAAAGGCCAACUGGUCUAAGGAUGACGUUGACUUGUAUGAACUCAAUGAAGCUUUUGCUGCUCAAUCGUUGGCGGUUCUAAAGGGAUUAGAUUUAAAGGAAGAUAAAGUGAAUAUAAAUGGUGGAGCAAUAGCUUUGGGUCACCCCAUUGGAGCAUCUGGGGCUCGUGUCUUAGUCACAUUGUUGUAUGCUUUAGAGCGUACUGGAGGUCGUAAGGGUGUCGCUAGUCUUUGCAUUGGAGGAGGCAUGGGAAUUGCAAUGGCUGUGGAAAGGCUUUGAGAUCAAUUAAAAUCAUUGGUUAUCAAUAAUAGCUCAAUACAUUACAAUUAUUUUAUAAAUAUCUUAUGUUAAUAGUUUUUCUGUAAUUGCCCAAUGAUCAAAGUCUUAUUUCUAAUUGUUGUGAAUGGCAAAAUAAUACUUUGUACAUUUCUACUGCGUUUCAAUAUUUGUACUUUGCUUAUAUGUUUUGAAAAAAUAUUAUGCAUACAUUUUUGUUGUCAAUCUAUUAUAUUACUGCUCGUCUACACGUCAA
Molecule: messenger RNA, 1545 nt
Organism: Musca domestica (house fly)
Lineage: Eukaryota; Metazoa; Arthropoda; Insecta; Diptera; Muscidae
Gene: Acat2
Product: acetyl-CoA acetyltransferase, cytosolic
Exons: 6
Coding region: 114-1292 (392 amino acids)
Biological process (GO): fatty acid beta-oxidation
Molecular function (GO): acetyl-CoA C-acetyltransferase activity
Source: RefSeq, a predicted model, not a curated record